Carlito syrichta (Philippine tarsier) is the source of this 480-nucleotide messenger RNA. RefSeq names its product non-secretory ribonuclease-like. Gene Ontology annotation, molecular function: RNA nuclease activity; nucleic acid binding. The transcript has a single exon. The record is from RefSeq and is a predicted model, not a curated record. NCBI's taxonomy places the organism in Eukaryota, Metazoa, Chordata, Mammalia, Primates, Tarsiidae. The coding region runs from base 1 to 480 and encodes 159 amino acids. Gene Ontology annotation, biological process: chemotaxis; innate immune response in mucosa.
AUGGUUCCAAAACUGCUCGAUUCUCGACUUUGUCUGCUUCUGCUUCUGGGACUCAUGGGAAUGGAGGGCUCAUUCCAUGUCAAACCCAGCCAGUUUACCUGGGCUCAGUGGUUUACCAUCCAGCAUAUAAAUAUGACCCACACCCGAUGCGACGACGCAAUGCGAGUAGUUAACGGUUAUUUAAGGCGAUGCAAAAAUCGCAAUACGUUUCUUAGAACAACUUUUGACGAUACAGCUGGUGUCUGUGGUACCCCAAAUAUAACCUGUCCUAGUAACAAUACUAUGAAAAAUUGUCAUCAAAGCCCAGAUCAGGUGAAUAUAGUUGACUGUAACCUCACAAAAAGUUCCAAAAAUAUUACAAACUGCCUAUAUGCACAGUCAUCAGCACAGAAGUACUACGUGAUUGCUUGUGCCAACAGAACUAACCAGGAGCCUAGCAAGUAUCCACUGAUUCCAGUUCACUUGGAUAGAAUCUUCUAA